Molecule: messenger RNA, 791 nt
Organism: Drosophila busckii
Lineage: Eukaryota; Metazoa; Arthropoda; Insecta; Diptera; Drosophilidae
Product: mpv17-like protein
Exons: 5
Coding region: 85-684 (199 amino acids)
Cellular component (GO): cytoplasm; membrane
Source: RefSeq, a predicted model, not a curated record
UUUAAUAUGGUCGCAGUGAAACUUUGGCGCUGCUGGCUGUUGGUCGCAUUUGUUGUUGGACGUAGUGUUAUUUGCGGGUAAACGAUGUCGCGACUAAUUGCUGGCGCUCGCAGCGUUUUCCAACGCCAUCCAUUUGUGACCAACAGCGUCAUCUAUGGCAGUCUAUAUGUGGGUGCUGAGUUCUCACAGCAAUAUAUCUCCAAGCGUUGGCUCCCGCCAGCAGCGAAGCGCGAGGAUAUUGAUUAUGCAACUGUAGGACGAUAUGCUGUAAUGGGCACUGCCAUCUAUGCUCCAACACUCUACGCUUGGUACAAAUGGUUAGAUCGUACAUUUCCUGGUACACUAAAGCUUACCAUUGCUAAGAAAUUAGUGUUGGAUCAGUUUAUACUGACGCCUUAUUGUCUGACACUUUUUUAUGCGGGUAUGUCGCUUAUGGAGGGCUCCGAUGAUAUAUUUUUGGAACUACGCGAAAAAUUUGUGCCUACCUUUAUACGUUCCUGUGGAUUUUGGCUUCCCGCUCAGGCCUUGAAUUUUCUAUUUGUAGCGCCACGUUUUCGUAUUAUUUAUAUGGGCGUCUGUGGCAUGAUCUGGGUCAACAUAUUGUGCUGGAUAAAGCGGCAGAGUCUGUCCACAGAGCCCGCAACAACAGCAAGAGAAACUUCCACAGACAAUGUCAAAGCGUGAUUAAAUUAGUUAGUAACUUAUCAUAUUUAAAGGACAUACAUAAGUAUGUGAAUAUAUAUUUGAUACAGUGCAAAGAUGCUUUGCAAAAUAAAUACAUUCCAAAUAUA